GGAGCGGCUGACGUCGAAGCAGGAAGCGUGUCUGAGAGUCUCCCGUGAUUGGUUGCUUGCUCUCUGGCUCCGCCUCUCCUGUUUGGCCUGUCCUGUCCAAGACUAAGUUCACAAAGAACAUGAACAGAGUGCUGUGCCACUGAGUGAUGGAGAAGCACCCCAAUCAUUUGAGGUUAUAGCAGGAGCUACAGUGUCUUGAGAAGAUGCUUGCAGGCCUUUCUCCUGGCUCUCCUGCCUAGCGAACUGCAAUGGAUGGGACAUACCUAGGAAGAGAGUAUAAUGGCAAAAAGUGAUGAUGAAAUGACGUUUUCUAAUCGUCUGUAUGGCAAUUCUCCUUGUCGAGAAGGUGAUGAAAGUUCAGUGGAUAUAUAUGAUGGCUUAGACAGCACUCCAACUGUUUCAAUUAGCAAUUCUUCAGAAGUGACCCUAUCCGCAACUGGUUUAAAUCUGUUUGAUGAGAUCCUGAUUGAAGAAGGAACAGCAAAGGAAGCUACUUACAAAGAUUUGCAGGCUGAACAUGAGAAAUGUCAACAACAGCUUCAAGAUUUUAUGAAAAGGCUUAAGGAGAUACAGGAACAGAAUUCUGCUCUCCAAAAUGAAAAUCAGUCCCUUAAGAAGAAUAUUUCAGCUCUUAUCAAAACAGCCAGAGUCGAAAUUAAGCGGAAGGAUGAUGAAAUUAAUAAUCUCCAACGAAGGUUGUCAGAAAUUGCAUCUCAUCAGAAUACUCGACAAUACUUCCCAGGCUCUACUAGUACUACAAGAAGUUUUGAGGGAUCAAAAGCAAAAAAUAAAUUAAAAGAUAUCCUUCCGGAUAACAAUUCAAAAACUGAUUCAAGAACUAAGCAAGCUGUGGCCCCUGCCCUAUCUCAUAGUUACCUGUCUUGGAACCCAAAAAAUAAGAAAUUUCAUUCAGAAACAAGACGUACUUCAUAUAUACCUCAGUCUGAUCCAGAACAGCUUUACACUGAUGCUGCUCAUCCAAGACUAGUAAAUAUUAGUGGCUCUUGUGAUGAAGAAAAGAAAAAAGAAAUUAAAAACAGUGAGCAUAAUAGCAGAGAGAACAACUACAGAUGUGAAUCAAAAGCACAACAAAAUCCAGAUGGAUUAUUAGAUGCUCACAAGAAGUUGCAAGUAAACUCACAAAAAACAGAUAGAAAUGGACAGUGGAAAAUUAAUAAGGACUUCAAGCUCAAAAACAACUUGUGUACAGAAAAACAAACUGAUAAAGGAUCUUCUGAUGGGGAGAAGCGACUAAUGCCUAAGGGCAGAUUACUGCCCCAAACAGGACAUCUCAAUGAGGACAGGGGCAAAAAAUCAGAAGACAUAAAUCAUAAGGAUCUGAAAGCGCAAAACAAAGAGGAAAACAUUAAUGCACAAAAAAACAAGCAAUAUGAUAAGCAUCUAGAACAGCAAAGAACUGGAAUGCUUAUUAGUCACCCUGAAAAGCAUGCAAUUGCCACUGGUCCUCAGAAACUAAAUAAAAGCAAUGUAGAAGACAGAAAGAUGAAAGAAACUGAUGGUAGAAGAAAUAAAGGAGUGAGCAAUCAUGGAUUCCAAGGAGACAAAGUAUCACUACCACCGUGUCCUAUGUCCAUUAGAGAGCCAAAACAUGGACAUUCCAAGGAAGAUGACAGAAAAUAUGAACACAUAGAUUCAAAAUCAAAUAGACAUCGAACUGAAGAAAAGAGGAAAAACAAGAGAGGCAAUCUGAUAGAGGACAAGAAUUCUGAAAAUGAAAGAGAUCCAAAGAAAACAUCGCAAAAAACGAGAGGAACCAUUAAAAUGAAAGACAGUGCAAAAGAGGGGAAGAAAGUCUUUCUGGCAGAAGAUAAUGCUAAGUCAGUUGGUGGUAUAGAGGAACACAUGCCUGCAAAAGCUGGAAAGGAUGAGGAGCAGUCAAAAAGCAAAGACUUAAAACUGAGCUUUAUGCAGAAACUAAAUUUAACACUCUCCCCUGCUAAAAAGCAAACAGACAAACUAAAAUCAGGAGCAAAACCCACCAGUAAAUACGAUGCAGAUACUCCAAGUCAGGAAAUAGCAUUAGUACAAUCUGUCCCUCUUAACAGUAACUCCACUAAGCAAACAAAAACACCAUCAUCACUGACCGAUGACAAUCCUGCUCAGACUAAGAUGGAAAAAAUAACCUCUGCUUUUGAGAACGAAAUGCAGAUCGGAAAUGGCGUCCUGACAGAAGCCGUGAGUGCAGAGCUUUCUACAACAUCCUUCCAACAGAACAUAGCAGGGCAGUAUCAGCUGCCUGAAGCCAAAAUUGAAAUGGAAGAAGUUAAUGAUACAUUUGUGGCUCCUAGCUUGGGAAGCCCCAUGGAUCAACAUACACUUCCAGACAGUUGUUUCAGUGACUUAGAGACUAUAAGUUCAGUGGAUUUUGAUACUUUUUGUGUCAUAGAUGAGAUUAAUGGGUCAGAUUCAGACUCACUAAUGGAUGAGGGGCAGGUCAGUAAAUGUGCAGAUAAAGAAGUCUUGGUGGAUCCUGAAAAAGGAAACAGACUUGUGCCUCAUGAAACUGCUGCGGAAAAAGCCAGGAUACUGAGUGCAGAUAUGUCAGAAACCAACCCCAAGGUCCAUAACUCAGAGCCAAGUUUUUCUGACCACGGAAACCUUCCAGAAGCAUUGUGUGAUCAAGGUUUAAAGCCUACAUUUGAACCAAGAGACACAAAUCCAGUUUUGACUGAAGAUGAGAACUCUAUACUGAGCGUAGAUCUCAAUCAGAUGAGGUGUAUUCCAAAGGCAAUUAGCCCUCUGAACAGUCCAAUGAGGCCGUUGCCUAGAGUCCUCAGAACAGAAAGCCUGUACGAAGGACCUGUGAAAGGUUAUAAUACAGAGAGCACAAUAGUCUGUCCUGGAAGAAGCCAAUCCGGUGAAAUUAACAAGGAAAAUCAAAAGCCACUUCACACAGACCACCCAGUCUUAGAAGAGUCUCAUCUAAGCAUGUCUUCAAAUGAAUUAGAAGAAGGGGAAAUUGUAAGCGAUGAUGGGGAGGCCGAAACUGAACAGAACACUGAGUACAGUAAAACAAUAAAAAGAAAAUCAUCUGAUAGAUCUGAUUUGUCUAAUAGUACGUCUAAUCACAAGGCAAAGUCAACAUCUUCUGGUGAAGAUAGUGGAAAACUGAAUUCUGGGAAAAGAAGUAAAGAGAAACCCCAUGGUGGAACUGUAAAAUCCUCCAAAGAAAUGAAGAAAAAUAAAGCUGUGAGCAUUGAUUGUCUUGAAAAAAUAGUUCAGAUUAUCAUUGAACCUUCCACUGCACAUGAGUUUAUGAACAUGAUGAGAGCUAUAAGAAAACAAAUACGUAGAAACUAUAUGAAAUUUAAGAUACAUUUUCCAGUACAGCACUUUCACAGAAUUAUUGAUUCAGCAGUUCUGAAUUUUACAUCACUUGUGAAAUAUCUAGACUUCUCUAAAAUGACUAAAUCAAAUGGAACCUUAAAGUUGGAUCUUUGUGAAGUCAUAGAAUCUAAACUUAACCAGAUCAAAAAGAACAGUGCAAUAGAGUAUCUAUUUAAACAGCAAGAAUCAGAUAUGAAAAAAAAGUUGUGGAAGCUUGUCGAUGAGCAACUUGACCACCUUUUUGAUAAAAUUAAAAAGAUUCUUCUCAAGUUGUGUAACUUGAAAAAUUUUGGAAAUGAGUGUAGUGAAAGAAAGCUUGAUAAAAGAAUGAACGCAGGCCCUAAAUGCCUUGUAAAUCACAAAACUGAUAGGCAGAAGUCAAAGAAACCCAUCCUGAAUGUUAUCACUAAAAAGCCUGAAGAUUGUACCCUUUCAAAGCCAACAGCAGGUAGCCAAUUGUCCAAAAGAGAUCACUGUGACAUAAAUAAACCGCACACACACAAAAAUACAACUACAAAAUCUAAACGCUCCUAUACUGAUAAUGCAAAAUAUUCUGAGACCAAUACUGGACUACUCAAGGAAAGGUCCAUAGAGAAUACCUCUUUGAAAGCUGGAAAAUAUGAAAAGGAAGAAUCACAGAUGGUUGGAGACCCUCACAAAUCUGAUAUUAGCUCUGGUCCUCUUACAGAGCAACAGAUGUCUGGCUUAACAUUCAACCUGGUCAAUGAUGCUCAGAUGGGUGAAAUGUUCAAAAGUUUGUUACAAGGCUCAGACCUUUCAGAAAAGAAUGUUGACUUUAUCGAUGAACAUCAGUGGGAGUUUAGAACACCAGUAAAACACACACCAGAAGAUCAGAGCUGUGAGGAUGAUACAGUGUAUGAGGCAGAAGAAUCAGUUCCAAAAAACAGCCACAUAGAGUCAAGAGUGCUAGAUGGUAUUAAAUGGCCCACAGUUUCACCUGAAAGAGAUUCAACUUUUUUAGCAAGACUGCAUAUGCCAGUUGAUCCAGAUAUUCUAGAUGAAAGCUGUAUGUUUGAAAUUCCUACUGAUCAAGCUUUAAAGAAGGGUGAGAUCUGCAUUUCAGAGAAACCAAAAUCACUUGUUUCUUCUAUUCUUCUGGAAGACCUUGCAGUGUCAUUAACUAUCCCUUCUCCUUUGAAGUCAGAUGCCCAUCUUAGUUUUUUAAAACCCGAUGUAUUGGGGUCAGUUCCAGAGGAUGUUCUAAGUGCUCAUUUCAGCGAAGAUGCCCAUCUUGAGGAGGAAGAUGUCUCUGAACAGGAUAUCCAUUUGGCUUUGGAAUCUGAUAAUUCAAGCAGUAAAUCAAGCUGUUCUUCCUCAUGGGCAACUAUGCCUACUGCCCCUGGAUUUCAGUAUUGCCCAAAUCUACCCAUGCAGGCAGUAAUAAUGGAAAAAUCAAAUGACCACUUCAUUGUUAAGAUAAGGCGUGCUGCUCCAUCUACCUCGCCAAAUCUUGAUCAAUCCACAGAUGAACCACUAGCCUCUCUUGCUGAAAAUGGUAGCAAUGAAAUUACGUCUGAAGAAAAAUGUGAUACCUCGGAUUCCAAAAGCAUAGCAUUGGAAGACAAAAUGACAACUGAGAACAGUGUAAAUAUUGUUGACUCUGAGGAUGGCAAUCAUACUGGGGAAAAACAAGUUUCUGGUUCACCAGAAUUUGUGAAGGAAAUAUCUGUUUAUCUGGAGAAUGGUCAGGAAUCUGUUCAAUCUAAACCUAGUGUUCCUAAUGAUGUUAUCGUAUCCAAAGAGACAUGGUGUAGUAAAUCCAGACCUUGUAACAUGUUUGAACUCCUUAAAGAGCCAUAUAGCAAUAGCGGAGAAAUAGAAGACCAUUAUUUGCUUGGAUCCCAUCAGGGGUUACAUAGUGAUGCUGGCCAAGAAAUAACGUCUGACUUGCAAGAUCCCUCUAAAGAGCUGAAAGGUUCUUUGAAAGAAUCCUCAAGUAAAACUAGCCAGCAUGAAGAGACUCCUGAAAUGUUUAAACUACCUGAGAUGCACACAGUGAAAGUUUUGGGGGGGGAAAGUGUGUUGAGUGCUAAAGAAUGUUCUACAAUUAGCCCAGUGGCAGUUCCACUUGCAGACGAGUUGUCCUCUAAGAGCCAUUGCCAUUUUGAUAUAUGUAUAGAUAUGACUGAUGACACUCCCAUGGAAAAUGAAGUUGAUUCAUGGAACCUUACAGGGCAAUCUGCUGUAAAUGAUAUACCAAGAAGCUUAUAUAAAGAUAAAAAGGAACUUAAGGCAGAAGUCUAUGGUGAAGCGUUUCAUAUUUCAGAGCAAGCUGGAAAUUUGAUAGGUCUCCCUGACAAGCCUGAAAUAUGUGGGAAUGCUGAAACAAAAACUCUUACAAAUAACAGUGGUCAGGGGUGUGAAGAAAACCUUGAUAAAGAAAGCAAGAAAAGGAAAAAGGAGACAGAAGAAACAGCCAGUGUUAAAAGACAAAAAAAGGAAAGUAAUCCAUUGGCUUGCAAGAAAAACAGCAAAAGCAACAAAAAGUCCCAGGAAAUUACUUCAGUAGGCAAAAGUGCUUCAGAUAAAAAGGCUGCAUCUACUAGAGACAAGGAUGCUCCACUAUCAACAUUGUCUAAAUCAGCGUCAAAUCUGUGUGCUAAAAAUAUCAUUAAGAAGAAAGGAGAAGUUGUAAUUUCAUGGACAAGAAAUGAUGACAGGGAGAUUCUGUUGGAGUGUCAGAAAAAGGGGCCUUCAGAAAAAACAUUUGCUUCUGUUGCUACCAGGUUAAAUAAAAAUCCAGCUCAGGUUGAAGAACGAUUCAGGCAGCUAGUGAAGCUAUUCAAGAUGUCGAACUGCAGUUAGCAAUGGGACUGCUGAAUGGCGGACUACUUUGAACUUGUUGUGCACUGUGUGUAUGUGAGAGAGAGUGCCUGCAGUCCAAGUCAGAAUAGCUGCCCGUUGAUAAUCCUGCUGCCAUUAGUUCAAAUUCUCUACUUAAACCAAAGUCUCAUGAGAAGACCCUAUUUUAUGAAUUGAUAAUUAGUUCUUGUAGAAGCUGUUGAAUUUUUAGAACUCAUUAUUGACUCUGAGCAGCUUUACGGAUUACGGCAUACAGAGAGGGCAUGAUGGCAUGGGUUUUCUGUUGUCCAGUCUUCUAUUGCAAAACUGAAAUAUCUCCCCUUAGUAUUCUGCUUCAGCUGGCAAAGAAUGAUUAUGAGAAAUUGAGGAGUUGGGUAUUUGUACUUCUCUGCGUUCCACAAUUGCAGGAGCCACGCUUCUUUUAAAACAUAAAGCCAAUUUCUGACAUAUUGAAACACUUUUUUUGGCUGAAAAACAUCUGGUUGCUAUUUGUUUAUUGGUAUAUUAGAAAAACUGUGUAAUGUAUAGCGUGCUUGUCCUUAGAAAAUAUGAGAAAACAUUAAAAGGUGGUUAAACUGGAGACUCCCCUGUCUCUUGCAUUUUAGAAGGCAUUUGGACACAAACUGAAGUUUUGCAAUCAGUUAUAAGCCCUUAUGGUCAAAGAUAUAUAAUACAUUUAUUUUAGCAUAUUUACAGAAUUGUUUUGCAAGUAAUAUACUGGUUUCUCUGCUUUAAAAGGACACUUUUUGUUUGGUAGCGAUCACCCAGUAUUUGUACCAGCACCCAAAGGGUUUUUUUUUCCAGUUGCAUUUCAUUUGAGAUAACGAAUAACAAACAUAAAGCAUUGAGAAAUGAAUGGGUCCAUCCAGCCUAUUACUUUAAAAGGGGUACAAUCACAUUUCUCAAAAAGAAGUUACAGCCAUUCUGACCUGGAUAGACAGAGAAGGUUUUGUGUGUGUGUUUGUGAGAGAGAGAGAGAGAGAGAGAGAGAGCGACACACACACAGAAUGAGUAUAAAUUGUAAAAGUUAUAAAUAUCAUUCUUUUGUAUAUAAUGUACAGUGUUCUGUAUUAUGUAAAAUACUGUUUUGAAGUACAGUUUCUUUAAAUGAACAUUUUUAUUACAUAAAACAAGUUUUAUUUUGUAUAAAUUAAACACUGCAUAUUGAAAUAUCAACCUUAAACUGUGUAAAGCGAAUGCACUUAAUGUAAAUUAAAAGUGGACUUUUGAGUGUU
Messenger RNA from Pogona vitticeps (central bearded dragon), 7406 nucleotides. NCBI's taxonomy places the organism in Eukaryota, Metazoa, Chordata, Lepidosauria, Squamata, Agamidae. The record is from RefSeq and is a predicted model, not a curated record.